Molecule: messenger RNA, 1707 nt
Organism: Pogonomyrmex barbatus (red harvester ant)
Lineage: Eukaryota; Metazoa; Arthropoda; Insecta; Hymenoptera; Formicidae
Product: lipase 3-like
Biological process (GO): lipid metabolic process
Molecular function (GO): hydrolase activity, acting on ester bonds
Source: RefSeq, a predicted model, not a curated record
AAUAAGUUAAAGUUAGAAGCUCGUGUAAACAUAUUAAUUAUUUGAGCUGCGCACCGAACAUUUAGCACAAUGGUCACCAGGAAAUGAUAUUGUUUCGAAAGCGAUAGGAGCUUCUAGUUACUGCACGGGAUGUGCAAACAAGUUGUCUCAUAAAAAAUAUCAAAGCAACAUUGUUAAUAAUUGCUCAAAGAUUUUCUCAUGGGCUAUUUGACACUAGAAUUACAAAUAAGUUGAUAUGGCGGUAUCAGAUAUGAAAUCCAUUCUGUUUGCAUUUGUAAUUAUUAUGUUUGCAUUUUCAGAAAGAAAAUCGCAAUUCUUACAAGACAAGUCGUUUCUUGAAGAAAAUAUUUUAAAUUUUUUCUUCCCUAAAGACCCUGGUUUAAUAAAAGUAAGAAAAAUUAAUAAAAUUGAAGGAGUGACUGACAUAAGAAUAUUGGAUUUUAUUGGUUUAGUAGAACAGUAUGGUUAUCCCGCUGAAGAGCAUAAUGUCACAACAGAAGAUGGUUAUAAUUUAAAAAUACACAGAAUAUCAGGAAGUCUAUCGGAUAAUGAAAGGAAAAAGGAAAUUGUGUUCAUGCAACAUGGUUUUUUGGCUUCAUCUCAUUGUUGGAUACUACAGGGUCCUGAUAAAGAUCUUGCAUUUUUACUAGCAGAUCAAGGAUAUGAUAUAUGGAUUGGAAAUAUGAGAGGAAACACAUAUUGUAGAUCGCAUGUGAAUAUGACGACAUAUGAACGCAAAUUUUGGCAAUACAGUUUUCACGAAGUAGGAACGCGAGAUCUGCCGGCGAUGUUCAAUUACAUUUUUAAUUAUACAAAACAAAAAGAUUUAUAUUAUAUCGGUCAUUCUAUGGGAACGACUUCAUUAUUCACUCUUUUGUCAAUGAAACCGGAAUACAAUACAAAAAUAAAAAUGGCUAUUUGUCUGGCUCCAGUUGUUGUUAAUAUUAAAGAAACUUCUACGUUUAAUGUUUUUAAUCUUUCUCCAGUAAUAAAGGAAGUUUUAGAAAAGCGGGAAAUAUAUGAUUUGUUCCCACAAUCUUUAGCCACUGUUACGAUAGCAAGAACGUUAUGUAAUUAUAAUGCGAUGACUCAGUUUAUUUGCAUUACUAUACUAUUUUUACUGUUCGGUUCUGAUCCAGCGCAACUUAAUACCAUACUCCUACCAAAGAUAUUUGCUCAUUUUCCAGCUGGUGGUUCUCUACACACAUUUGAUCAUUAUUAUCAAAAUUUUCAUGCAGGUGAUUUUCGAAGCUAUGAUUACGGAAUAACUGAAAAUUAUGAACGAUAUAAACAGAAAAUACCUCCAAGUUACGAUGUCGAAAAGAUUACAGCUCCGAUAAUUUUAUUUUAUGCUGCUAAUGAUGUACUUGCUACGGAAAAGAAUACGUUGGAACUUAGUAAACGACUGCCAAACGUUUUACUAAUUGAGAAAGUCCCAUAUAAAUUUUUUAAUCAUAUAGAUUUCCUUUGGGCAAUUGAUGCAAAAACUCUUUUAUAUGACCAUAUAUUAGAAUUGAUACGAAAGUUUAAUGCUAAACAAAAUAUACGAAAUAAAUCUACUCAAUGAAUAGAAAAUCCUAAGAUCUUCACGUUUUGAAAUUACUUAAAGUAGUAAAAAAAUGUUCAUGCAAAUAAUGCAUUGACGUAACUUCGAUUGAUUUUGACAUCUUUAUAUCUUUAUAUAUAUUAAAUGCAUUAUUACAAAUA